UUACGCCCUUUAGAACGAUACACCGGCAAUCGACACUCCGUUGAAUACUUAUAUUAUACCAAAUUACCGAUGAAAUAUACAUUCCCCCACGGCCGAGACGAAUAUUAAUGUAUUAAUCAUGACCGAAACCCGAGGGGAAAGUUGAUAAGUUAGUUGUUAGUUCAUGUAAGGACGCCCGGGAACAACAAGCAACUCAUUGAACUUCGACUACCUCUGUCUCGUUUUUUCCUGGUCGUGUUUUGCAGAACAGUAAAGUAAUAAAAUGGCAGCCAAUGAUAAAAGUAAAAAGUUUUCACGAUGGUAUUUCGGUGGAAUUGGUUCGGCUGGUGCUGCAUGUUGUACACAUCCACUAGACUUGCUCAAGGUGCAUUUACAAACACAACAAGAAGGAAAAAUUUCUGUUGGCCGUUUAGCAAUGAAAAUCAUCAGAGAACAAGGAGUAUUCUCGCUGUAUACGGGUAUUUCAGCAUCAUUGUGUCGACAACUGUCAUAUUCAACUGUGCGAUUUGGAAUAUAUGAAGUUGGAAAACAAGCAAUGACCAAACCUGGUGAAAACGUUCCAUUCUAUAAAACAGUGUUGUUAGCUUCCGCUGCCGGGGCGGCUGGUGGGUUUGUUGGAACCCCAGCUGAUAUGGUUAACGUACGAAUGCAGAAUGAUGUAAAGUUACCAAUGGAAAACCGCAGAAAUUACAAACAUGCUCUUGAUGGUUUUAUACGUGUUUGGCGAGAAGAAGGGUUUACCAGAUUAUUUUCGGGUGCAUCAACAGCUACAAUGCGUGCUGUUUUAAUGACUGUUGGACAGUUAUCAUUCUAUGAUCAAGUCAAACAAUUAUUAUUAUCAUCAGGUUAUUUUGGUGACAACUCCACUACACACUUUUUAUCUAGUCUUACUGCUGGUGCUGUUGCAACAACUCUAACUCAACCUCUGGAUGUGUUAAAAACUCGAGCAAUGAAUGCUAAACCAGGCGAAUUUUCAGGUACACUCGAUUUAGUUAGAUAUACUGCCAAACUAGGACCGAUGGGAUUCUUUAAGGGUUAUGUUCCAGCAUUUGUGAGAUUGGCUCCUCAAACAAUUCUUACAUUUGUUUUCUUGGAACAAUUACGAUUGAACUUCGGUUACUAUAAAGCAUAGUUUAUUACGAUAAAAAAAUCAUAUUUCUAUGCAAUAUUUUCAUUGGAUAUUUAUGCUAUUGACAAAAUAUUUUAUAUAUUCAUUCUUCAACAAUACUUUACGUGCAAUUAAUACUAGGUACCAAUAUUAUUUUUGUAAAUUAAUGUUGAACAAAUUUUAAUAUAAGAAUUUUGGAGGGGCUAAAUAAUUUAUUUGUAUUUAAGCUGUAAGCAGUGUUCAUGAAUAGCAUUUUUAAUACCUCUAUAUUAAAAAAAUCUAAUACAUUUAAAUAACUUAUAGACUUAUUAACCAAAGCAAUAAGUUUUGCAACAAAAUCAAAAUGUUUGUUUUUGAAUCUAAUGAUAUUAAGGAAAUUAUUUAUAGAUACAUAUUAUUACAAUAACAACAUAGUAAAAUUGUAGAAUUUUCACUUUAUUGAUGCGUAUGAAUUUUCUUAAGAAUCAAUAC
Rhopalosiphum maidis (corn leaf aphid) is the source of this 1579-nucleotide messenger RNA. It is a transcript of the gene Dic1, whose product is annotated as mitochondrial dicarboxylate carrier. The record is from RefSeq and is a predicted model, not a curated record. Gene Ontology annotation, molecular function: malate transmembrane transporter activity; oxaloacetate transmembrane transporter activity; antiporter activity. Bases 263 to 1132 code for a protein of 289 amino acids. Lineage: Eukaryota; Metazoa; Arthropoda; Insecta; Hemiptera; Aphididae. The transcript is spliced from 8 exons. Gene Ontology annotation, biological process: phosphate ion transmembrane transport; malate transmembrane transport; succinate transmembrane transport.